AUGGCACCACCACGCCCCACUGCCCGCCUCCUCACCCUCGCAGCCCUCACCGCCCUCACCGCGGCCACCAGCAGCACCCCCGACUGCCGCUGCUUCCCCACAGACCCCUGCUGGCCCUCCCCCGCCGACUGGGCCGCCCUUAACACCACCGUCUCGGGCCGCCUCGUCGCCACCGUCCCCAUCGGGUCCGUCUGCCACGCGCCUAAUUAUGACGCGGAAAAAUGCAAGGCCCUGCAAGGCACCUGGCACGACCCGGCCGCCCACGACGAGUCCUCGUCAUCCAUCAUGGCGCCCGUGUGGGCGGCGCAGAGCUGCGACCCCUUCACGGACCCGAGCACGCCGUGCGAGUUGGGCAACUAUGUGCGGUAUGCCAUCAAUGUGACGGAGCCCGCAGAUAUCGCGGCGGGCAUUGCGUUCGCGAAGGAGCACAAUGUAAGGCUGGUGGUGCGGAACACGGGGCACGACUAUCUGGGCAAGUCGACAGGUGCGGGGGCCCUCGCAGUGUGGACUCACCAUCUGAAGAACAUCACGUACAUCCCGGCCUAUAGUGGGGCGGCGAACUGGACGGGGGCGGCGAUGAAGUUAGGAGCGGGUGUGCAGGGGUUUGAGGCGUAUCGGGCGGCGGAUUCGUAUGGUAUGAGUGUGGUGGGGGGCGAGUGCGAUACGGUGGGUAUUGCGGGCGGGUAUACGCAGGGGGGUGGACACAGCGCGUUGAUGUCGAGGUAUGGGCUCGCGGCGGACCAGGUGCUUGAGUGGGAGGUUGUGACGGCGGACGGGAAGCACCGCGUGGCGAAUCGGAAGAAGAACAGUGAUCUGUAUUGGGCGCUGAGCGGCGGCGGUGGAGGCACAUAUGGUGUGGUGACGUCCAUGACGGUGAAGGCGCAUCCGGAUGUGGUGACUUCGGCCGCGAGAUUGACGUUUACGCAUGAUGGGAGUGCGGAGAUGGUAGAGAAGUGGUAUGACGCCUUGGAUUUCUUCCAUCAGAUGACGCCGUUGUAUACAGACCGCGGGGCCUUCAGUGUCAACGUGUAUUUUACGGGAUCUUUUUCUCUGGGCCCAUGGUUUGGGCCCGGCCUCACAAAGGCCGAGAGUGAGGAGCUUUUGGCACCGCUGGUCGCGAAGCUGGAUGAGCUGGAGCUACCAUACACGUACAAUAUGACUGAGUUCCCGUCGUAUCUGUCUGCGUUCAACGACAUGUUUGACUACAUUUCAGUUGGUAUCGCGCAGUACGGUGGCCGCCUCAUUCCCCGAAAGACUGUGCUGGAGAACCGUGAGGGACUGAACAAGGCGAUUCGUGGGAUCGUUGAUACCGGGUCAUUGAUCUUCGAGGUCACCACCCAUCCGACAUUGGAGGUUGCUGGGUAUCCUAACAACGCGGUGCUCCCGGCGUGGAGAGACAAUGAGUUGAAUAUCGUUGUCACCAUUCCCUGGAACGACACGGCACCAAUGUCGAAAGCCUAUGCCGACCAAAAGACCAUCACCAACGUGUGGGACGCCGCGCUCCGCGAGAUUGCCCCAGACUCGGGCGUGUACAUGAACGAGGCCGACCCAUAUGAGCCAAACUUCCAGAAGGAGUUCUUUGGCGUGAACUAUGACCGCCUGCUCAAGAUCAAGGACAAGUAUGAUCCGGAGCACAUCUUCUACGCGAUCACUGCGGUUGGUAGCGACAGGUGGAUGGUGGAGGAUAGCGGCAGGCUGUGCAGAAGCGGGGUGGGGAUGCAUGAUGAGUUGUAG
Molecule: messenger RNA, 1734 nt
Organism: Morchella importuna
Lineage: Eukaryota; Fungi; Ascomycota; Pezizomycetes; Pezizales; Morchellaceae
Exons: 3
Coding region: 1-1734 (577 amino acids)
Molecular function (GO): oxidoreductase activity; FAD binding
Source: RefSeq, a predicted model, not a curated record